AUGACAAAAAUCAAUACCAUCACGGUAUCUCCCCCGUUGAUCAAUACGUCCUGCGCAUGGGCAGGCGAUUUCAAUCAACUUGAAGCCCUGUAUAAUUGUCCAUUCACCGGUGCAGUUACUACUCGUACGGCAUCGCUUCAUGGAUACAAAGAUAACGAGAACUGUGCAGUCGCGUUCUCAAUAACAUCCAUCACGUCGCUCAACUCUUACGGUUAUUCCCCUUAUCCUCUAUCCUACUACAUUUCGUGGAUAGAAACCAUCUUGAAGACUGCAUCGCCUAAUCCGCACAAGGCCUUCAUCAUAAGCGUGACUGCCUCUACUUGGCCAGAGCUUGAAUCUGUUAUCGCCGCAAUCCAGUCUCUUCGAACCAGUAUUGGGGAUCGUCAACCUGGUGGCUCCCGGAUCGCCGUCGAGCUCAACACGAGCUGCCCAAACAUCCCCGGGUCCCCACCGAAAGGAUACAUAUUCGAUGAUCUCCGGGAGCUGCUGAAUGGACUCGAGAUGGAGAAUCGCCGAGACCCUACGCUGACCAUCGGCCUCAAGCUCCCACCGUAUGUGUAUCAACAGCAGUUCAAGGAUGUGCUAAAUGUCCUGGCCGACUUUUCUACCGCUACGAUGGGUGCGGGGGGCGUGAUGAAGAAACGCAGUCCGUUUGCAUUUUUGACGUGCACAAACACGUUGGGGAACUCUUUGUUGUACCCUGAUCAGGUGGCACACAACGAGAGUACCAGUGGGAGCGACUUUGCCGUUCCGACUGGAUUGGGUGGGCUGGCUGGCGAGUCAUUGCAUGCUCUUUCGUUAGGAAACGUGUUUACGUUCCACAAACUACUGCAUGUAGACAGGGCCAAGGAGUACGAUGGGCUCGAGAAGAUCGUGAUUAUCGGUGUGGGUGGUGUGACAAGUAAGCAGGCUGUGGAGAGGAUGAAUAGAGCGGGCGCUGAAGUCGUUGGGUGUGCAACGUUCCUCGGAAAAGAGGGAAUCAAAGCCUUCCAGAUACUGUCGAGAGAAUGAACGGUGAAUGCGCUAUUAAAUAGGUAUAUAUAUAUAUAUAUAUACAUGUAUGUUAUGUUAAAUAGGUUGUACAUGUGUUUAGUAAUAUAGUAUUUGGGUUGAAUAAAUCUGUGCAAGAUACGCUGAAAAAAGGU
Desarmillaria tabescens is the source of this 1145-nucleotide messenger RNA. RefSeq lists its product as uncharacterized. The transcript is spliced from 2 exons. Gene Ontology annotation, molecular function: dihydroorotate dehydrogenase activity. Gene Ontology annotation, biological process: 'de novo' pyrimidine nucleobase biosynthetic process; UMP biosynthetic process. Gene Ontology annotation, cellular component: cytoplasm. The record is from RefSeq and is a predicted model, not a curated record. Lineage: Eukaryota; Fungi; Basidiomycota; Agaricomycetes; Agaricales; Physalacriaceae. The coding region runs from base 1 to 1011 and encodes 336 amino acids.